AUGGUUUAGAAAAAGGUACACAUGUUUCCUAGAUAAUUUUCAAUUAAAAAAACGGCUUUUAUCACCUUUUUUUUCAAGUUACAAUAACGCAUGAACUUCAAAAACUGUUAAAAAUCUUAUUUUCUAAUUGUCCAGUCACUUUUAAAAUUUUCAGGUUCUAAACCAACAAGGCGUUAGUUUUGACUGGUGGACCCACGUGGACAACGAAACGACGAGAUACCGAUCGACUAUUAUCGGUAAAAUAUGUUUUGACCGCAUUUGGAAUGGCUCAAGCUUUUUUAUGCCACCAAGCGCAACUCGUUUUGGGUCGGUUGCAGCUUCAGUCAUCCAAAAUGCAUUUUGAAUGGCUCAAGCUUAUCUGAUGCAACCAAGCGAAAGUCGUUUCGAGUCGGUUGCAGCUUCAGUCAUUCCGAAUGCGGUCAAAGUUGAAGAAAACCAAUGAAAACUUGGUUAAUUUUCAGCCGGAAGUCUACAAGAAAUUUUCCGCUACAACACUUUCAACGACCCUUUGAACGACUAUGAAAUUACGACUGCACGGCAAACCGAGUGGGAUUACUGUAGGAUUUAUUUGUAGGUUACGGUAUCGAGUUCAGGUACGAUAUGGGAACGAUCGAUGCCAAGUACAACUAUUGGGGAUAUCCCGGAACGGCCGGCGUGGCUUCGGGAAAAAUCAGGGACCAUGAGGAUUAUCCUUACCUGGUCAAGGUAAGGACUUGGGAUUUUUGGUGGACGUGAAAAAAUCGGGAGUUCUAUAGUUUAGUCAAAUGUGAACAGGAGCUUGAGUUGUCCUUUUUUGAUUUAUUCGAGAUUUUCUUGGACCUUUUGCUAUAGGCUUGAGCCAUCGAAAAACGGGUCCUGACACGAAAAUGCACGAGACAGGCCACGCCCCUUUAGCGUCCCAAGCUAUAGAUCCAUCCUUUCAGGUCGACUACCAUCCAGUCCUGGAAUCGAACACCUCCCUGGUUGAAGGCGACUGUCCGGCUGGCUGGUUCCAAGCCGGUCACCAAGAGUUCAAGUCCUGCUUCCUGUUCGUCGCCUCCACCGUCACCUACGGAAGAGCCGUCGAAUACUGUGAAGAACUCGACGCCUUCGUUCCCUACAUGAGAGCCGAUGACGUCCGACAAAAAGAGCUGGCCAGGAGGAUCGACCAGAUGAGCGUCCAAUAUGUCACGGACGCCGAACGACUUGCCGCCUAUGGGGUUGGUGUUGAUCUUCUGGGAAUGAGUUGAAGUCAGUAGAAAUAAGGGAAAUCAGGGUAUUUCAUGUCAAAAAAAACUUGCCGCCUAUGGGGUUGGUGUUGAUCUUCUGGGUUGAAUUUGAAGCUGCAAUGUGCUAUAUUAGAUUAGCCCUGUAGGAAUAAGCGGCAUUUAGAGUAAUUAAUGUCAAAAAGAAAAACGACUCGCUGCCCUUGGGGUUGGUGUUGAUCUUCUGGGAAUGAGUUGAAUUUGAAGCUAAAAUGAGCUAUAAAAAAUGGCCCGGUAUUAAUAGACGCAUUUCAUGUCAUUUCAAAACAAAAAAAAACUCGCCGCUCAUGGGGUUAGAGAUGAUCUUCUGGGAUUAAAUUGAACUCAAAGUGAAAAUUUAUUAGAUAUGAUGAUUUGGUAGAAAUAAGAGGUGUGUUCUCGGUAUUCUAUGUAAAAAAAAAAGAUGAACUUGCUGCCAAAGAUGUUGGAGAUGAUCUUCUAGGACUACAUUAAAAUGGGAGCCAGAUGAGGAAUGAGUUGAACUUGAAGCCAAAAUGUGCUAAAAAACUUGUAGAAGUGAGGAUUGAAUACUCUCUGAAUUUUUGUUAAUUUUAAGAUUGAUCAUUUGAUUUUUGAAAUCCAGGUUUGAUAGUUUCAGGACUAAAAAAGGCUCUAGAACGUGACAAGAAGACAAAUAGAGAAGUGUGAAUCUGUGUAAAAUAAACAAAAAUAGUUUCAUGGUACCUUUUUGGAAUGAAUCUUUGAAACCAUGAUUUUGAAACAAAAAAAUAGAAUCAGCAGAAGGUUUUUCCAAGAGGUUUUUUUCAAAUGAAUAUUGAAAAAAAUCCUUUUUUUAAAGUUUCAUCAACCAUUUUCGAUUUUUUUGAUCUUCGAAUUUUUGACAUCUCUGCUUUUUUUGCCUUUAUUGAUCUUUAAAUAUGUUAUCAAAUUUUUUUUCUUGAUUUUAAGGUUAUUUUAAGGUCGACAACGAUAUUCACGUUUGGAUUUCCUCGGUGACGGUUCCAGUGACGCAAUGCGCCUGGCUUAGCGCCCGUUCGGGCAGGAUCGGGUCCGUCAAUUGCAACACGUUGAUCCCGUUCGUCUGUGAGAAAGGUGCAUUAUUUGGGAACUCCAGAGUGGUCCCUAUAGGGGCGACCUUAGAGGCCUUUGGAGGGUCCCCUCUAGGUUUUUAAACGUCCCCUUAACCUUUAGCGACUGAUGGGUCAGAGCCUAAACCCCUUUAGGAAUCACUUUAUCAACCCCUAUAGGGACCCCUAGCGCUUGAAAAAGUGGUCCUCAUAGGGGUUUCAAUUUGUAGCCCUAUAGGGGACAUGCUAGUCGAAACGUUUUUUAAUAAAAAUUGAAAGACCCCUAUAGGGACCACUUAAGCUUGAGGGGCUAAGGGAUCAGACCCUGAACCUCUAUAGAAACCCCUAACGCUUGAAAAAGUGGUCCCUAUAGGGUUUCAGUUAGUAGCCCCUAUAGGGGCCGUUUAACCUUUAGGGGCUAAGGGGUCAGACCCUGAACCUCUAUAGGGACCACUUUUUCGGCCCCCUAUAGGGACUGUUUAUCCCCCCAAGCCCUAUAGGGGACCCUAAUGCUUCAAAAGUGGUCCCUAUAGGCGUUUCAGUUAGUAACCUUAUAGGGGGCAUGCUAGUCGGAUUGUUUUUUGAAUAAAAUUGAAAGACCCCUAUAGAGACCACUUGAGCUUCAGGGGCUAAGAGGUCAGACCCUGAACCCCUAUAGGGACUUCUUUUUCGGUCCCCUCUGAGCUGUUUAUUCCCCCCUAACCCCUAUAGGGAUCGCUUAGUGAUUCCACAAACGUCUAUUGCAGGAAAUUAUUUGACGGAUUUUUUUCCAGGCACCCAGCCAUACGAUGAACCCAUCAUGUGGCGGACGGGAAUCGUGAUAGCCCUGGUGAUUGUGGCGAUUUUGAUCGGAUUGCUGUUCCUCUUGGCGGUUUGCUGGUGGCUCAAGUCGAGCAAGCGGAGGACCGAACUGGCUGAAAGGAAAAGCAUCAUUCGGGCCAGUAUGAAGCUCCAGAAGUGAGUUUUCUCCCACAGAAUCGAACCUGAGAAUUUUGGAAAGAUCUCAUAGGGUUUUCCUGCUUUAGGGAUCGAAAUUUAAGUGAACCCUGUUCGAAAGGUUAUCAGGUAGAGUCAAAAAUUGGGUCGAACAAAAUGCCAGAGUGGUCCCUUGAGGGGCAACCUAAGUGGCCUUUAAAGGCUCCCCUCAAGGGACCACUGCACAUUUUCCUAGAGGGGCACUAAAGCUUACAAAAACUGAUGAACCCCCCUUAACCUAUAGCGACUUAUGGGUCAGAUCCUAAACCCCUUUAGGGACCACUUUACCUUCCCCUAGAGGGGUCCCUAUAAGGUUCUGUUGUUUUAGAGACCCCUAUAGGAGUCGAAAUUCCAGUGGCCCCUAUACAUUUUUUGAAAGGUUAUCAGGUAGAGUCAAAAAUUGGGUAGAACAAAAUGCCAGAGUGGUCCCUUGAGGGGCAACUUUAGAGGCAAUAGAAGCCCUUUAGGGACCACUUUACCUUUCCCUAUAGGGGCACUAGAGCUGACAAAAACUAAUGAACCCCCCUUAACCUAUAGCGACUUAUGGGUCAGAACAUGAACCCCUCUAGGGACCACUUUAAUUUGACCCAUAUAGGAAGCACCUUUUUGAACCCUUGGGGGCUUUAACCCCUAAAGGGACCAUUAUAAAAAUUAUGGUUACAAGAAAGAUGCUCCAAAACUACACAGCAAAAUGGAAAUUCAUCCGUUUCCUACUCCAGAAAAGCGGCGGAGCACGACCGACGUCGUCCAACUCCCUCGAAUACCCACGAAUCAGCCCACGCCAGCCUGGACCAGACGAUGAUCAGCGCCUACGGACCCGUGGAAGCCCUGCCGAUGAAGAAACACUUCGGGAAGGACUACCGAUCGCCCACCGAGACCCUCCGAACCGACUUCUCUGAUACCUCCGAUCAUACUUAUACCUACACGGAGGUCACGCCCAAGGGCUCCGACAGCUACUACACGGCCAGGAAUGCUCAGAGGUAUCAUUUUAGGGGGCUAGGGGUUUAUUGAGCAUUGAAAUCUUUGAAUGGGUCUUACCGCGGAAAAUUUCAAUAUUUGUCAAAGCUAAGAAGUCUUCCAUGGCCAGAAGUAUCAUUAAGACACAAUAGCUUUUGGGAGUCUUUAAAGGCGCAGAAAGCGAAAAAUUGUAGUUUCGUGUAUUUCGGCGUAGCUUAGAAGUCUUACAUGAGCAAAAGUAAAACUAAGACGCAAUAUCUUCUAGGAGUAUUUAAAGGCGCAGGAGUGAGCUCUGAAAUGGGUCCUGCCGCGAAAACAUAUAGUUUUGGGCUUUUUCACGUAGUUUAGAGGUUUUUCAUGACCAAAGGUAACAUUAAGACAAAAUAGGCUUUAGGAGCAUUUAAAGGCGCAGAAGUUAGCUUUGAAGGGGUCCUGCCACGAAAACUUGUAGUUUUUGGUAUUUUGGCGAAGCGCAGAGGUCUUGCAUGAACAAAGGUGACACCAAGACGCAGCGAAAGACUCAAGAAUUUUUCAAAGGCGCAGAAAGGAGCUCUGAAAUGGGUCCUGCCGCGAAAACUUAAUAUUCCAGUUUUUUACGGAGCUUAAAAGUCUUGAAUGACCAAAAUGAACACUAAGACUUUGUGUGAGAUACGAGGACCUUCUUCGGUUUUCAAAGGCGCAGAAGGAAGCUUGGAAAUGGGUCCUGCCACAAAAACUUUUUUUUUUGUUUUUCAGUGCAGCUCAGAAGUCUUGGAUGACCGAAAAUAUUCCUGAAAGACAGUUUUGUGAGAAAAUACCGAGAAAUGCAACCUAGAGACGGUCUACAGUCUAAUUUAGAAGUACGGUUACCGUAAUCCGAUCAAAUUCUGCAAUUUCGCUUGCUCCUUUAGGAAUCACUCAUGAAGCUCUUGAUAUGAACUGUAGUUCGAAAAAAUCGAAUAAAAAUUCAUUAAGGCACGUCUCCACGAAGCCCAAUCCAUAUUCGGAAAUAUCGACGAGCGCCGCGGAAUCUGACGUCAAAUUACGUCAUAAGUCUCGUCUGGACACCUCCCAGUCGACUUCUGAAGCGUCGUGCUCGACGUGUCCUUCUGAAUCGGGUCAGGAUUAAGUUUGGAAGUAGAAGUGACGUCAUAAAUUGUUUGAAUGACGUCAUCUUGUCGAAGACGCUUCUAGAACUAUUUCAAAAAAGGUGACGUCGCUCAAAAUAUCAACGCUUUGAAAGUUAUGAAUCUUUUGAAUGACGUCAUUUUGGACCCGAUUUCGAUAAGAAUGACGUCACUUUAGACCUGAUUUCGAUGAGAAUGUCGUCACUCUAAACCAGAUUUCUAUGAGAAUGACGUCACUUCAGAGCAGAUUUCGAUGAGAAUGACGUCAUAGCGUUAAAAUGACGUCACUUUAAACCUGGUUUCGAUAAGAAUGACGUCACUUUAGACCUGAUUUCGAAAAGAAUGACGUCACUCUAAACCAGAUUUCUAUUAGAAUGACGUCACUUCAGACCAGAUUUCGAUGAGAAUGACGUCAUAGCGUUAAAAUGACGUCACUUUAGACAUGGUUUCGAUAAGAAUGACGUCACUUUAGACCUGAUUUCGAUAAGAAUGACGUCACUAUAGACCAAAUUUCGAUGAGAAUGACGUCACUUUAGAACUUAUUUCGAUAAUAAUGACGUCAUUUUAGACCAGAUUUCCAUGAGAAUGACGUCACUUCAGACCUGAUUUCGAUGAUAAUGACGUCAUAAUGUUGGAAUGACGUCACUUUAGAACUUAUUUCGAUAAUAAUGACGUCAUUUUAGACCAGAUUUCCAUGAUAAUGACGUCAUUUUAGACCAUAUUUGGAUGAUAAUGAAGUUAUAGUGUUAGAAUGACGUGAUUUAAACCAGAAUGACGUCAUUUUGAACCAAAUUUAAACAGAAAUGACGUCAUAUAAGCUUAAAAACACGUCAUUUUGGUAGUAGCAAGAUCACGAAUGUAAUAAACAGAAUGAGAGAAGUUUUAAAUUCAUCUGAAACAGGAAAAUUUUGCAGAAAGGACCUCGACGGGAACCGACUUCUCCUCGUGUACCGAGCAAUCGACGGCGUCUGAAAGCACGGUCCAGAACACCAGGCUAAGUCGUCCAGCUCCACCGAGACUGUCGGACUCCCGAGGAACCUUUCAACCCCUGCCGACGGAGCCGAUCCCGACUGUCCGUCGAGUUCCAGCUCCCAGAACUCAAGUUCCGGGUCAUGGCGCUGCUUAUAACCCAUCCCUUGGUGCUGCUCCAAGAUCUCAACCCCCUGGCUCAGCUCCUCCAGCUCCUCCGACAAGAUCUCUUGUCGAGCUGUUCCCACCUGGCGCCCAGCCAAGGCAAAGGACGCCUUCUGGACGUCGGUACGUCGUGGAGACUUCCAUGUGA
Molecule: messenger RNA, 6592 nt
Organism: Caenorhabditis auriculariae
Lineage: Eukaryota; Metazoa; Nematoda; Chromadorea; Rhabditida; Rhabditidae
Source: the annotation of a GenBank genome assembly